AUGCCUCUCACGCACCCAGGCAGCUUACUUCUGCUCCCCCGCAUACCCGCCCUCCCAGACCUGGCUGCUGCCUCUACUGCCCUCCCAGACCUGGCUGCUGCCUCUACUGCCCUCCCAGACCUGGCUGCUGCCUCUACUGCCCUCCCAGACCUGGCUGCUGCCUCUACUGCCCUCCCAGACCUGGCUGCUGCCUCUACUGCCCUCCCAGACCUGGCUGCUGCCUCUACUGCCCUCCCAGACCUGGCUGCUGCCUCUACUGCCCUCCCAGACCUGGCUGCUGCCUCUCUGCUCCAGACCUGGCCUGCUGCCUUUACUGCCCUCCCAGACCUGGCUGCUGCACUUACUGCCCUCCCAGGCCUGGCUGCUGCCUCUACUGCCCCUCCAGACCUGGCUGCUGCCUCUCUGCCCUCCCCAGACCUGGCUGCUGCCUCUGCUGCCCUCCCAGACCUGUUUCUGCUGCCUCUGCUGCCCUCCCAGACCUGGCUGCUGCCUCUGCUGCCCUCCCAGACCUGGCUGCUGCCUCUGCCUGCCCUCCAGACCUGGCCUGCUGCCUCUACUGCCCUCCCAGACCUGGCUGCUGCCUCUACUGCCCUCCCAGACCUGGCUGCUGCCUCUACUGCCCUCCCAGGCCUGGCUGCUGCCUCUACUGCCCUCCCAGACCUGGCUGCUGCCUCUACUGCCCUCCCAGACCUGGCUGCUGCCUCUACUGCACUCCCAGACCUGGCUGCUGCCUUUACUGCCCUCCCAGGCCUGGCUGCUGCCUCUACUGCCCUCCCAGACCUGGCUGCUGCCUCUACUGCCCUCCCAGGCCUGGCUGCUGCCUCUACUGCCCUCCCAGACCUGGCUGCUGCCUCUACUGCCCUCCCAGGCCUGGCUGCUGCCUCUACUGCCCUCCCAGGCCUGGCUGCUGCCUCUACUGCCCUCCCAGACCUGGCUGCUGCCUCUACUGCCCUCCCAGACCUGGCUGCUGCCUCUACUGCCCUCCCAGACCUGGCUGCUGCCUCUACUGCCCUCCCAGGCCUGGCUGCUGCCUCUACUGCCCUCCCAGACCUGGCUGCUGCCUCUACUGCCCUCCCAGACCUGGCUGCUGCCUCUACUGCACUCCCAGACCUGGCUGCUGCCUUUACUGCCCUCCCAGGCCUGGCUGCUGCCUCUACUGCCCUCCCAGACCUGGCUGCUGCCUCUACUGCCCUCCCAGGCCUGGCUGCUGCCUCUACUGCCCUCCCAGACCUGGCUGCUGCCUCUACUGCCCUCCCAGGCCUGGCUGCUGCCUCUACUGCCCUCCCAGACCUGGCUGCUGCCUCUACUGCCCUCCCAGACCUGGCUGCUGCCUCUACUGCACUCCCAGACCUGGCUGCUGCCUUUACUGCCCUCCCAGGCCUGGCUGCUGCCUCUACUGCCCUCCCAGACCUGGCUGCUGCCUCUACUGCCCUCCCAGGCCUGGCUGCUGCCUCUACUGCCCUCCCAGACCUGGCUGCUGCCUCUACUGCCCUCCCAGGCCUGGCUGCUGCCUCUACUGCCCUCCCAGGCCUGGCUGCUGCCUCUACUGCCCUCCCAGGCCUGGCUGCUGCCUCUACUGCCCUCCCAGACCUGGCUGCUGCCUCUGCUGCCCUCUCCUCCCAGACCUGGCUGCUGCCUCUCCUACUGCCCUCUCAGACCUGGCUGCUGCCUCUACGCCCUCCCAGACCUGGCUGCUGCCUCACUGCUCCCAGACCUGGCUGCUGCCUCUGCCGCCCUCCCAGACCUGGCUGCUGCCUCUACUGCCCUCCCAGACCUGGCUGCUGCCUCUACCGCCCUCCCCCACCCACCCAUCAGCCUCGUCAAAAUAUAGUUUAUCCGCUAUAA
Homarus americanus (American lobster) is the source of this 1845-nucleotide messenger RNA. Its product is annotated as proline-rich protein 36-like. The coding region runs from base 1 to 1845 and encodes 614 amino acids. The record is from RefSeq and is a predicted model, not a curated record. Lineage: Eukaryota; Metazoa; Arthropoda; Malacostraca; Decapoda; Nephropidae. The transcript is spliced from 3 exons.